UUGCAUCAGAAAGCCACACAACGUGCCCGCCAUGUUACGCUCUCUUGCGUCACUGCGGGAUGGUUUCCGGACUAAGACAGGUGGUCGCUUUCACCGUCGCCAGCAGCCCUGGGCACCCAAGGUGCUGGUCUCCGUGGGUUUGAGCGGCUCUGUACUGCUUGGAGUAGUCUUUGCAAACGUGAGCUCAGAUGACGAUGAGAAGAUUUGGAUUACUCGCCGAGGGCCGUUUAACUUGGCAGCUCAACGUGCCGUGGAGUGGGCACCCCUGGUGCCCUGCUUUGGAUCGGGUGUGGUUGCAGCAUUGCUCUCCAAAUAUAUGCCGAAGCAGGUGAAAUCCCUUCGACUUCCCAUCAGCGUGCACGAGUUGACAGCUUUGCCGUUGUCGAUCCUGCUCGCUUUUCGCUUUCAGCUCUCCUAUGAACGUUGGUGGGCCUCUCGUCAACAUUUACAGGAAGUGGGCACCAAUGCAAUUGCCGUGGCCAUGUGUUCAGCGAACAAUCAGGAGGUGAUCUCAUUGGAUCGUAGUGGUGAGGCCAAGCCCGACGCUCAAGAAAUCGAAGAGAACGAGCGCCGAAUGCUCGGACUUCUUGACGCAGCGUGCUGCCUUGCUGAGCAAGCUUUGUCCAUUGGACGUCCUCCACAUCCUGCCAACAGUGUGGAAAAAUGGGAGCCGUUUGAUACACAUUUGCACCCGGAUGAUGCUAAGCAAAUCCGACAAUCUGGACAUCCUGUACAUUGCUGCUUUGAUGCCAUUUUCACCACCAUUCACAGGGGGCAGAUGCUCAAUGUUUAUUCCGCCGAGCUGGCAAGUGGGAUGUAUCAGCUGGCGUCCAAUAUGUUUGCAGGCUACAAAUUUUGCGAAAUGAUACUAACUCAACCAAAUCCUGCUCCUUUUGCAGUUCACAUGCGCACUAUUUUGAUGGUCUUCUGCAUCAGCUUUCCCUUUACAAUUAUUGGACGUGUGAGCCCAUUGAGUUUGAUGCUGAUGCAGUCUGCGUUGAGCUUUAGCUUGCUGGGGAUUGAGUUCGUGAGCCGUCAGAUGGAGCACCCCUUUGGCAGUGACGAGUCUGACAUUCCCUUGAGACACUUGUGAUCAUUUGUGACGUGUGCGCGUCGGAAGGGGUCGGGUGGUCAGAUGUUCUGGCGGGGACCCGCUGGGUGUUCGUUGUCAUUGUUUCCUCUCGGUCUUGGCGCGGGUUAUAUAAGUGCUUUUGGAUGUGUUUUGUUUUCGCUGGUCCUCGGUCCUGAGGAAAGGUGCUGGGACUAACGCGCGAUUCUAUCCACCUCAUUUGCCAAAAGCACCAGAUUGCAGAAGAUGAUGGCAGCAGUGAAAAAGACUGACACAAGAUCUUGCUUGGAACGUAUUCCCCAUGGGUCUUACCCACCAGAUUGUCGUGACGCUUGUAAUGUAUGGUAAUGUUGGGUG
Durusdinium trenchii is the source of this 1426-nucleotide messenger RNA. Lineage: Eukaryota; Dinophyceae; Suessiales; Symbiodiniaceae. The record is from the annotation of a GenBank genome assembly.